Durusdinium trenchii is the source of this 2550-nucleotide messenger RNA. The record is from the annotation of a GenBank genome assembly. NCBI's taxonomy places the organism in Eukaryota, Dinophyceae, Suessiales, Symbiodiniaceae.
AGUCUUUGGCUCAGCGCCCGGAAAAGGGAAGUUGGGACGCUUCCAGGUGGUCCGUUGUCAAAACGGCGACGGGCACGGGAUGGGAAAGGGCCCGGAGUAUGCCACAGCUGAGUCUGUGGAGGCUCUGAAGGCUGAGCUGAAGCAACAAGCCAACUCAGCAUUAAAGAAGGACCAAGCUGCGAAAGCAUGCGAAAAGAGGAUUGAAAGCAAUCAGAAUAAGAUCACCGAAUUGCAGGUGACCUUUGAUGAACAACAGACCAAAUUGCAGGCACAGGAAGGUGCAGUGAAAUCAAUGCAGGAGCAGAAUGCCAAGCUUCAGCAAGACUUGAACAUUGAGACAGAGAAGCUUCAAAGCCUUCAGAGCGAGAAUGAGGAGCUCAAGAAGGCCGUCUCAAGUGUUGAAGCCUUGGCAAAGCAAAACUACGAAGCAUUGCAGGAGAUGCAACGUCAGGCACGGGAAGAGCAGAUGGAAGAGUUGAAGAAAGCUCGGGAGGAUUUGCAGAAACAUGCGUUGGAAGCAGCUCGCAAGGAUGCCACUGAGGCCAAAGAUGAAGCCAAAAAGGAAUUGGAGGGAGCGAAAAAAGUCGUUCGUGGAGAGAUGAGCCAAGGCCUCGAAAAGCUGGAGAAGAAUCUCACCGAAAGCAUGAAGGAGAGCUUCAAUGCGCUUGACAAGAACGUGAGGGAAACGAGACUAGCGCUUGAGGCACAGUGUGAUGCUGUGAUGACAGAGACCAGGCAAAAGCAGGAGGCACUGGAGGAAUCCUUGGGCGAGCGCAUCAAGCGCGUGGAAGAGGAAACCCGAGAGCAAAUGGAAUUGCAGCGGGCCGAGGAGAAGAAGUUGCGAGAAGCACUGGAGGAGAGCCUCACAGCUGAGCUGAACAGCUUGGAUUUGAAGUUCUCAGAGAGGUGUGAGGAUUUACUCGAGCGUCAGCUGAAGGACUGUGAGGACUUGCAAGAGCUCCGACGGGAGGCCGAGGCGCGCUCUGCGGCGGUGCUCGCUGAGGGCCGGGCCACCGCCAGUCUGCUGCAAGGUGAGACGAUUCGGCUGAACAGCUUCUGUCGCGGGGUCUCUGGCCUGCCCACCAGGCAGGUGGAAUGGCGGUUGCAUGAAGAUACCGUGAAGCAGUUAGAAAAGCUGCAAGAAAUCCGUGAAGAUACAAGUGAUGAUCCCGUCUUGUCGGGAGAUGCACAGAUCAGCUUCUUCUCUCCAGCCUUUGAGGCUGCGGGCACGAGCGGCUUACAAUUAGAGCUGCGAGUGCACACCAAGAAUGGAGCUGAACGCGGAGAUGAAGAAGAUGGCUCUGGCAAUCAAUGUUCCUUGUACUUAUGGGCUUCUGCUGGCUUGCAGCUGGUCUUCCGCCUCUUCCUGGGAACUGAGUCCGUGAUCCUGCGUCAUAGCUUUGAUGGCAAGACGCCUUGUGGCUUGAAGCGGAUGGGCUCCAUUCUGGAGCAAAAGUCAGUGGACGGCUCGCUUCGUUUGGGCAUCGAGAUCCAUGAGUCUUUGGUGGAAAGUGUCGCUUCUGCUGGCAGUCACUCCAAUCCAAUGGCAGCAGCAGGAGAGCCACAAGGACCCGUGGAUGGCACACUGUCAGUGCAGCGCUACCUGAACCACCGGUUGCUUGAAUUGAUGCAGUCACAAGGGCGGGCUUUCUUGGAUCAGCUUCACAAAAAGGUGGAUGUGAUGCGCUCAAGGGCUGUCCGCCGUGUGCAGUGGCGCUUGGAGAAUGGGCCUUUACUUUUUCAGACUUUUGCCAAAGAACAAGCUGUGCGAAGUACAGCCUUCCAAGCAGCUGGCAUCAGUGGAAUGCAACUGGUUUUCUAUCCGCAAGGCUGUGCCGGUGCAAGGCCCGGCUUUUGCUCCUUCUUCUUGAGCUGUCCGCCCAACGUGACCUUGCGCUGCUGGCUUUGGGCGGGGCGAUGGCGCCGCGAGGCGCGGCCAGAACCGGUGGAGCAGCCCGACUUGGUGGGGCGGGUAAACUUCGCUCGCUUUGAAAAUAUCAUCGACCCGGUGGAUGAAUCCGUGGAUUUGGUCCUCGAGAUCGAAGAAGCUCAACAGACCUCAAAGGCUACCAUGAGCAGCCAACCCGUUGCCUUGCCUUUGGAAGAUUCUUCCUAUGAGCGAAGUGAGAUGAACAGGUCAGGGGUCACAGGAAAUGGCACACAGUCAAUGUCAGAAACUUCCAAGGAUUUGGGUCGAAUCGAGCGAUCCGAUGCAGCAACCACUAAGAUCCAGCACCAUGGCAAGCCCACAGAUGGUGCCGUCCAACAACUUCCAUCGAUUUGGACGACGCAAGGCUUCUAUAGCUUCAGAGACUUGGAAAGUUCAACCACAAGCACCACGAGCAACAAGAAAGCACCCCUCACACCGAGGUUGCCACAGGGCCAAGGCCAAGGUCGCACCAAACGGAAAGGAAAUGUUGGAAACUCCGAACGACAAGUGGCCUCUGCAAGAGAAAGGUGAUUCAUUGUGCUUCUGCGAAUUCGAAGAUGUUCCUGAUGUCCUUGCUAAGCAAGAGUCCGUAACCGCGAGACGCAUGACAAAAGGCCUCA